AGGGAUGGUGUUUCAGAGGAUUACGACAAACAUAAUCCAGAGCACAAGCAGAUAUAUAAAUUUAUAAGGACUCUGUUCAAUGCCGCUCAGCUUACUGCUGAAUGUGCCAUCAUAACGUUGGUUUAUCUUGAACGCCUACUUACUUAUGCAGAAAUAGACAUAACACCGGCCAACUGGAAACGUAUAGUACUGGGAGCUAUUUUAUUGGCGUCCAAAGUUUGGGACGAUCAGGCGGUGUGGAAUGUGGAUUACUGUCAAAUACUGAAAGACAUCACGGUGGAAGAUAUGAACGAAUUAGAGAGACAGUUUCUGGAGAUGCUGCAAUUUAACAUAAAUGUUCCUUCGAGUGUGUAUGCCAAAUAUUAUUUCGAUCUUCGUACACUCGCGGAAGCGAAUGAAUUAACAUUCCCUAGCGAACCACUUAGUAAAGAAAAGGCGCAGAAGCUGGAAGCUAUGUCCAGAGUUUACGAAGAUAAGGUCACAGCCGAGGCUCUACGUACCGGUAUUAAAAAGUGGUCCAGCUUAGACAAUGUGUGCAUAGGCGGACCUAGACGUAGCAUUGCUAUUUUAUCCUAAACAUAUGUAUGGAUAUAAACGGAUGUAAACACACGCAAGGUUACUGCUCCGAUUUUAAAUGGAGAUUCUACUGUCCGGGACCUUAUAAUGUGGAUAUGACAAAGCAUACGAGAAUGUGAGGCGUAUUGAAACAAAGGGUGAGAAAGAAAAAGUUUUUAGUCGUAGCAUUAUCUGUACUGUCCUUAUGGGAGAAAAUAACUUGUGAUAUAUAUUAGUCAACUAUUCAUUAUC
This is a messenger RNA of Mycetomoellerius zeteki, 807 nucleotides long. Its product is annotated as cyclin-Y. The record is from RefSeq and is a predicted model, not a curated record. The transcript has 3 exons. The annotation marks the transcript as partial. NCBI's taxonomy places the organism in Eukaryota, Metazoa, Arthropoda, Insecta, Hymenoptera, Formicidae.